Messenger RNA from Microcebus murinus (gray mouse lemur), 7451 nucleotides. It is a transcript of the gene SYT2, whose product is annotated as synaptotagmin 2. The record is from RefSeq and is a predicted model, not a curated record. Gene Ontology annotation, biological process: synaptic vesicle endocytosis; calcium ion-regulated exocytosis of neurotransmitter. NCBI's taxonomy places the organism in Eukaryota, Metazoa, Chordata, Mammalia, Primates, Cheirogaleidae. Gene Ontology annotation, cellular component: plasma membrane; axon; synaptic vesicle membrane. Gene Ontology annotation, molecular function: calcium-dependent phospholipid binding; calcium ion binding; clathrin binding.
GCCAUCCGUCAGCCCGCGCCGCGGCGCAGACUGCUAAGCUCAGCAAGUCUUGCGGCAAAGGCACUUCCGAGCGGAGUUGGGCCGGGCGGAGCGGGGACUCCGCGCCCCGGGGACGGACGCCCUGCCACACCGUCGCCGGCGCCGCGUCCUUGCAGCCCGGCGCUCCCUCGCAUCGGCACCGGUACCGGCAUCUCUCUGGGUCGCUCUCCGCUGUCCCCUCUGCCACCAUGAGGAACAUCUUCAAGAGGAACCAGGAGCCCAUUGUGGCUCCUGCCACCACCACGGCCACCAUGCCAGUCGGGCCCGCUGACAACUCCACCGAGAGUGGGGGUGCUGGGGAGAGCCAGGAGGACAUGUUUGCCAAGCUGAAGGAGAAGUUCUUCAAUGAGAUCAACAAGAUCCCCCUCCCGCCCUGGGCACUGAUCGCCAUCGCUGUGGUGGCUGGCCUCCUGCUCCUCACCUGCUGCUUCUGCAUCUGCAAGAAGUGCUGCUGCAAGAAGAAGAAGAACAAGAAGGAGAAGGGCAAAGGCAUGAAGAACGCCAUGAACAUGAAGGACAUGAAGGGGGGCCAGGAUGACGACGACGCGGAGACAGGCCUGACGGAGGGGGAAGGCGAAGGGGAGGAGGAGAAGGAGCCGGAGAACCUGGGCAAGCUGCAGUUCUCCCUGGACUACGAUUUCCAGGCGAACCAGCUCACCGUGGGCGUUCUGCAGGCUGCCGAGCUGCCCGCCCUGGACAUGGGGGGCACCUCAGACCCUUACGUCAAAGUCUUCCUCCUUCCCGACAAGAAGAAGAAAUAUGAGACCAAAGUCCACCGGAAGACGCUGAACCCUGCCUUCAAUGAAACCUUCACCUUCAAGGUGCCGUACCAGGAGCUGGGGGGCAAGACUCUGGUGAUGGCCAUCUACGACUUCGACCGCUUCUCCAAGCACGACAUCAUCGGGGAGGUCAAGGUGCCCAUGAACACGGUGGACCUCGGCCAGCCCAUCGAGGAGUGGAGGGACCUGCAGGGCGGCGAGAAGGAGGAGCCAGAGAAGCUGGGCGACAUCUGCACCUCCCUGCGCUACGUGCCCACGGCCGGGAAGCUCACUGUCUGCAUCCUGGAGGCCAAGAACCUCAAGAAGAUGGACGUGGGUGGCCUUUCAGACCCCUACGUGAAGAUCCACCUGAUGCAGAACGGCAAGAGGCUCAAGAAGAAGAAGACGACAGUGAAGAAGAAGACCCUGAACCCGUACUUCAACGAGUCCUUCAGCUUCGAGAUCCCCUUCGAGCAGAUUCAGAAAGUCCAGGUGGUGGUCACCGUGCUGGACUACGACAAGCUGGGCAAGAACGAAGCCAUAGGCAAGAUCUUCGUGGGCAGCAACGCCACGGGCACAGAGCUGCGGCACUGGUCCGACAUGCUGGCCAACCCCCGGAGGCCCAUCGCCCAGUGGCACUCGCUGAAGCCCGAGGAGGAGGUGGACGCACUUCUGGGCAAGAACAAGUAGGCGGCAGCGGCCGGGACCCCGCGCCCUCCACGGACACUGACGAGAUCCAGAGCUAUCAAUACCUCAGUUACGCGACCUUAGAGGUUUUUUCCAUUUGUUUGUGGUUAUGUCCUUGUUUCUCCUUCUUUUUCUCUUUUUAAAGACCAACUGCCCUUGUGAUGGCUGUGUGAGGACAGUCCUCUAGGAGAUGAAAGAGGAGCCUGGCUCUGCUCGUGGUCCCAGGAGCUGCCCUAGCUGCAUGCCCUGUCAUGGCCCCCCUCCUCACUCUUGCAGAGCUUCACUUAAGCCUCGUCCUGAGAGAGGCCCUCUACUGGCAGAAAGUUGCAGCACUUCCUGUUUUUCCAGCGUUCUGGACCAACAAAAUGGCGGCACAUCCUGUUUGCUGACAGGGAAGGCAACACAGUGGCUAAUGAUCCGUGUGCGUGUGUGUGUGUGUGUGUGUGUGUGUGUGUGUGUGUGUGUUUGAGCAUCUCUCUUCAUUCCUGGAAUGAGCCUUAGACAGUGGCGCUGUGUGGGAAAAGAAGGCUCUUCGGGAGCCCUGAAAUGAAGAAAGUGCACGAAGUGGGAGAUCUUCCCUCAGCUUGCGGAGAAGUCUCAAAAUCCUGGUCAGAUGCCAGAAGCUCCCAUACUGCUUGCGGGUGGCUACUUGGGAGGCAGCAAGAUGUGGAGACUGGAUGUGUCCAAACCUGGACCAAACCCCUGAUGCCAUCAUAGACUUCCUCCUGUCCAUCAUGGCUUCUCCAUUAGUAUGGUUUCUGGGACAUCCAUGGAAAUGAACUAUUCACCAGAUUGGUCAGACUCUAACAGGGACUGUCAGUCCCAGGUUCUCACUCUUGUUGACAAUGAAUAUCACACUAUGAAGAAACAGAAGUCCCAUUACCCAGACAGACCAAAAUUAAACCCCUGGAUCUUCACUCCAUCCAGUGGGAAGCACGGAUGCUUUCUCCCUGUCCAGAAUAUACGCAGCGCAGUUCAUUUGCAUUUAUUCCCCAUUGUGCUUUUGCUUCUGUUUCUCUUUUAAUUUAAGUGGAGCAACACUCAGUGAAGACACGUUAUCUGUACAGAGCCAGAGAACUUUAAAAGGAAGGUUUAAAUGUUCUCAGUUCCCCUGAGGUCCAGGUAAGAGAGGGAUGGUAAGAAGGGGAGCAUGGGGGACAGAUGGCAGAGAUUUCCUGGGAGGAGAUAGAGGGGAGCGCUAGGAUUCCCCCCAACUCCCACUCCCUGGACCCUCUGCCCUCCAUGCUGGAGAGCUUUUACGUGGCUGGAGUGGCCCAGGGAAGGCUGUAGGGGCGGCCCGUCCUACCCUUCAUCAGGGAGGCUUCUCUAUCUGAAUGCCGGGAAACCAAGGCCAUCCAUUCCCGACGGGUGGUGGAGGAGAUCUGCCAGCAUGUCUACCCCGUGCUCCGCUGUGUCCCAUUCCCUACUUACCUUUUGUCCCCAGCAUAGAUAAAAGCCAUAUAUAUGUUAGUCAAGUUUGCACUGAGUCUUCUUCCAAACCUUCAGCCUGGAUAAGAGAGUCAGGUCCCCAUGUGGCCAGAGGCCAGCCUUCCUUGCCUCCCUUCCUUUGGCUCUUCCCUUCCAUCUGUGCAGCCCUCAGGCCCUUGCCAUUCUUCCCCUCAGAAAACUCAUGGCUUCCCCAGGAUCCUGGGGCUCGCUCCUCCCUAGCACAAAUGGCAGCGCUUCCUGUCCUGCUCCAUCUGGGCUACAUCAGCUUCUUGUAGGCACCUGAGACACAUGGCCGGUGUUGGAGAGAAUCAGGCUUGGAGGACUCAGCAUGAAGAAGGUGCAGAGUGUCUUUUUAUUUUCUCUUAAAGAAAGGGAAGGAGUUUUUGUUUUUCCUUUUUUUGGUUGAAGUAAGGAGUGAAGGAACACCUCUACCAGAAACUGACUGGGAAGUAGGGCUCAGCCUGUCUCUCAGAGACCCUUCUCUGUCUUUCUAGUGGUAUAUGGGAAGUUAUAUUUUUACCAGACUCUGUGUGUAUAUGUGUGUGUGUGGACGUGUAGACACGUGUACUUAACGAUGGGAAGGUAGGACUCCCAUGAGGAUUAUGAGCUGUGGUCCUUGGGACCAGAGUUGUAGUCACAGUAGAGAGUUGUAGGACAGUAGGGUGCCUUCAGAAUCUGGGUGGCCACAGAGUAGGAUUUCAGAAGUCACUGGACUCUUCUCCCAUCCCCAGAGCUGUGGGAUUUUGGUGCUUUCUCAGGGUCUCUUCCCACACUCGUUCUCCUCACCCAUAUCCUCCAGACCCCAUUCAUGGAAAAUUCCCGUCAGUCUCACCCCUCUGCCUUCAUUCUCAUGCCCUUUCCCAACCCAUCUUCUACCACCGGCAGAGUCUUCUCUGCCCGUGAACCUCAUUCAGCCCUUCCAGAGCCCAAGAGUUGCCACGUCCCUGACAUGGAAGGAGAGGAAAUGGUAGGCACCCCUGAUGGUUUGGGUGUCCAUGUGCUGGAGGGAGGGGCCGAUUUCAUCACUCUGAGCCCACUUCUAGUGAGCAGCCUUGAGGGUGGGGACAGGUUGCUGAGUGACCUCGAGCCUUGGCAUGAGUGUGGAGCCAGUGUGGGUGUGGGGGGCAGUACCUUCCCAGGUCCCUGCUGGCCCUGAUGAGCCACUCUGGCAGAUGGCAUCUGUCUGGGGCCAUGGGCUAGACUUGCUCAUGCUUGUAAGUUUUCUACACUCAACGGCUGAUGUUACCCAAACCCCAGAGCUUCAUUCCAAUCUCUGGCUGCCGUUCAGAUUUGUUUCUGGGGAUGGUAGUGUACUGGGACGCAGGCGCUCAGCAGGAUAGGGUUAGGGUGUCUGGCUAGUGAGGGGUUCUGGAUGCCUCUAGGGCUCUGAGUUUUCAUCCCAAAGUCUGUUCCUGAGAGAGGAAAGGAGUAUACAGGUGACUUUUCACAGAGGGGCUGAGACCAUGAAAACCCAAACCCAAUUCCUUGCAGAAACAGGGGUGAGGCAUAGAAGCUCUGUUUCUUCUUCCUUCCUGAACAAUCAUUCCAGAAGGGAAACUAAGUCUCCCAGAAUGACAGGCACAGUUUUGGACUUUGGAAACUGAGGCAUGGAGAAGGCUGGGUAAAAAGCAGGUGGGCAGCCCCAGACAGCGAGCAGGUGCUGGGCAGGACUGAGAAGUGACUUUCCUGGAGUCCCUCAGCUGGAGGACGGGACAGCAGGGAUGAGGCCACAGUGUCAGGUCCUGAUCUUUUUUCUUCCCAGGAAACGAUGUGUAGCUUAUCUCUGCAGAACCACUUUGGCACGAUGAGAGAGAAGAGGGGUCGCUGCAGCCCUCCUGCAGGCAGCCCCAGCCCCCCUACAGACCUGCCUCCAUACAGCAGGGUGGGGUGGGCGGGUGAUAGCAGAGAGGUGGACAAACCUCCCUUGGGGUCAGGGAGUGAGAGACCCUAUGUUCCUUCAAUGUCCCAGACUAAUUCUUGAGGCAUCUGAGUCCUGGGUCUCACCCAACCUUAUAAAAAGAGAGCCUGUCCCUGAGGGUGUGCCUCCCCCUCCAAGACAGGACGUAACUGAGCCAGGAACUGCCCCUGUAUCCUCUGCCCUCCCCCUUCCCUGCGCUCCCCUUCCCCUUUGUCACCUAAGGCUGGUCGAGGCCCUUUCUCGGAGCCUCGGGUGGUGGCAGGCAGGGAGGAAUCCCAAGUCCUGAUCUUGGCAGCCCGGAGCCCCAUGACACAGUUACCAGAUUUGGUGACUAAAAACACAGGGUGGCCAGUUACAUUGGAAUUUCAGACAAACAAGAAAUAAUUUUUAAGAAUAAGUAUGUCCAGGCUAUAUCUGGGACACACUACACUCAAAAGUGAUUUGUUGUUUAUCUGAAAUUCCAGUGGCACUGGCCAUCCUGUAUUAUGUCUGCCCUGUGACCACUUCCCCCCUCCCUCCUUGGUCCCAGGGGGCCAGAGGCUGGCCACCAAGGAUUUGUUUGACUUAACCUGUUUUUCGAACUGCAAUAUUGAGAAGGGGUCACUGUGACUUGAAGACACAUGAAUAUACUUUAUUUUUUAAGCAACAACAAAACAGGAACCUUCCGAAGCCAUUUGAGCCUCAUCUGCCCGUCCACUCGCGUUUAGUUAUAUAUAAGAUAGUUAUCUACAAACAUAUGACCGGAAUCUUGUUGAAUCAAGAUGCAUGUCUAUAACUUCCUGUAAAUAGCCGCAUGGCAAUGCUGAGAGUCCCUCGAUCCCCAACCCAAACCCACUUUACAGAGCUGGGUGAGGCUGCUCGUUUGAUUUUAUGUUGUGUAAAGUCUUUGUCCCCCAGUCCCCCCCCGUCCCCCCCAGUCAGGAACCUCCCACGGGAGCCUUCAGCGGGCUGGGGUUGGGCCCGGCUCUGGUGCCAGCCCUGCGUGGGAGCGUCCUGAAGGCUCGCUGCAGCACCUGUCUGCAGAGCCAGCCCCCGGCACGGCAGUGUCCAGCCUGCUGUCUGGCGUCCCAGCGGCUUCCAUGUCCUACCUAUGUGUGUGGCGUGCCCCUCCCCCCACUGUCUGAACUAACUGAAAAGCCAUAAAGGGGCUUCCUGCUGGGGACCGCCCUCAGCUCCUUCCAGGGGGGCCCUCAUGUCCCUCCGCGGGCUCCCCACAGAACACUUGCGAAGGGCUCACCUGCCGUCACCUCCUCCUGCCCCUCAGCCCUGUGUCAUGGGUGGCGUCCAGGGCUUCCGGUGGGGCCCAGGACACACUCCCGCUGGCCCAGCCAGAGCUGGCGUCCUCGGCUCCAUCUACACCGGGGUGUGGACAGGGUGGUGGGGGCACUCCAGAGUUUGGAUGCCUUUCCGGGGGUCCCUGCGGAGGCAACCGGGAUUUUCAGGAGCAGCCAGUCGGCAGUUCAGCCCGUGGCCAGGUUCCCAUCUGUCACCCGGGGUUGAUGGAACAAGCCCCGCUUACUUACCACGGCGGCGCCAGGGUCCGUGGAUGGCACGGAGGAGGAUGCCUGGGGACAAUGCAGGGGCCAAGCUCUUGCUCACGCUGCUCCUGCGGUCUGGCAGGCGGUACCCCCAGCCAGGGCUCCUCCGAGAGCGCUGGGCAGGUCUGGUUGUGCGGGAGGCUCAGACGAGACCCUUGUGCAGAGCAGGUUCGUGCCAAGCGCCCCGACCCUCACUUCUGCUCCUCCCCGGAGCAGCUCCAGCCAGCGGUGCUGAGCAGCAGAGAGGUGUGCUGGGGGGACUGGGGGCUUCCAAGGUCCCAGGUCAUCAUGUUGAACGGAGUGGGACGGGUGGCCCCCAGCCUGCAGGCCCAGACCCGCAGCAUCUGGCAAGGGCAGUGACACAUGAGUAGCCCAGGAGGCCCCAGGCCCGGCCACCGUGGCGAGCGGGAGGAAGGAGAGAGACAAGGUGGCGAGGGGAACCAGGCAUGGGUAUUAGGCCAGUGGUGGCGAGGUGGGCUCUGCCCUCACACACCGGGACUUGCGAGCACACAGAGGUCCUGGGGCUUUUGUGCUGGGGACAGGAAAGAGUGGGGGAAGUGGAGAGGACCAUUUCAGAGCAAGCUGGGACCAGGCGCGUGGAUGAGCGCAGGGAGGAGCUGUCCUGCUCUCUCUGGGGCCUCCCGCCCUCCACACCCACGGCGAGUCAGGGAUCGAGGCAGGAGUUGAGGCAGAGUCCACCUGGCGAGGGAGCAGCGGGUGUGGGCCCCGGGAGUCCCCCGUCCCGCCCCUCUCAGCAAUCAGGACUUUAGGGGGGCCCUCUUCCAAGAUGCCUGACCCUUCUGCCCUGACUCCUGCCCAUCUAAGGACUUGAUUUGCUGCUUUCUGAGAGCGCCGUGGCAGAGCCCGGCCUGGCCCAGGUCACCCGCCAGGAGCCCUGCCUCCGUCUCCAUGGGAAGGACACACGCACAGCCCUCGCCUCCCCCCGCUUGGCGAUGCUCCCCACCCCCUUAUGUGGACUCUGUUGUUCUUGUCUGAUCUCUUGUCAAAUUGUUAUUUUGUAAUGAGCUGCGUCUCCUUAUUAAAGAAAUGAGCUAAAAGAAA